Trifolium pratense (red clover) is the source of this 6496-nucleotide messenger RNA. RefSeq lists its product as uncharacterized. The record is from RefSeq and is a predicted model, not a curated record. Bases 700 to 6033 code for a protein of 1777 amino acids. Gene Ontology annotation, molecular function: ADP binding. The transcript is spliced from 17 exons. NCBI's taxonomy places the organism in Eukaryota, Viridiplantae, Streptophyta, Magnoliopsida, Fabales, Fabaceae.
ACUAAGAAAAUCAGUUAAUAGCUGUCCAUCCAUUUAAUAUCCGAAAGUUAUCCAUUUCUUCUUAUUUGUGGACCACCGAUGUUCCUUUCCAUAUCGUUCAAUCAUUCCUCAACAAACACCUCUCCAUCAAUCAUCACCGUCCAUCGUUGCCAACUUCCUAUCACUCUCCCUCCCUCCCUCCCUCCCUCCCUCCCGCCACUGCAACUACCAAACCCCAUAGUUGAAACCCAUUGCCGCAACCAAUUUCUUCUUCACACGUGUCCAUCGCAGCCUAGCUCACAAAUCCAUAGCCACCGUUGAAACCUCAACGCUUCGGAAGAAGGUAAUCGACUGGUGGUUGAGCCAAAAUCAAAACGACGCUUUCAUGGAGGUUAAAAUCAGAACACCAAAGUGAGUUAGAAUCCAAAUCAAAAACAUUCACAGUACUCUCACUAACUCUCAUUCUCUCGCAAUCGUAUGGGUUCAAAUCCAAAUCAAAUGCUGAAAUAGCCCCCAACUUCUUCGCUCGCAGCAGCAGCAGCAGCAGCAGGAGGAGUUAGAAGAGGAGAAGUGAGUUGAAGGCUUCAUGCAAUAUUGGAGAAAGAAGAAGAUUGUUCAUAAAACUUGAUCAUAUCCACUGAAACUACGCAAAACAAGGUUUCUGCUUGCAAUUUGAGAAGAUAGAUAAUUUGUGCACUGAACAUAAAUGAGUCAUAAGAGAUGGCAAGUAUCCUCUGUGAUUUGGUGAAGAAAUAUGUGGACAAAUUGAUUGAUGGCGCAAUAGCAGAAGCACGUUAUGUAUUUUGCUUCACAUGCAUUGUUAAGAAAUUUGAAGAAGAAAGAACUACGUUGGAACCACAAAGGAUAACUAUCGAGCAACGUGUCAAAGAUGCAAGAGAAAGAGAUAAAGAUAUUAAAGCUAUAGUUGGUUCUUGGGAAAAAGAUAUUGAUGAGCUCAAUCAAGUGGACACAAAAACAAAACAAACAUGUUUUUUUGGAUUUUGUCCUAAUUGUAUCUGGCGAUAUAAAAAGGGAAAGGAGUUAUCAAAUAACUUGGAGAAGAUCAAACAACUAAAGGGAGAGAAAUUUGAAAAUAUUGAACUUCCUCGCCCUGUUCCAGGUGUUGAACGCUAUUCAUCCAAAGAUUACAUUUCUUUUGAAAGUAGAGAGUCAAAAUACAAAGAACUGUUGGAAGCAUUAAAAGAUGACAAUAACUAUAUAACCGGAUUGCAAGGGAUGGGGGGCACCGGAAAGACAACAAUGGCCAAAGAAGUGGGUAAAGAGCUAAAGCAAUCUGAAAUAUUUGCUUAUGUCGUUGAUACGACCGUGUCAUUUACUCCUGAUAUAAAAAAAAUUCAAGAUGAUAUUGCUGGAUCUUUAAGACUGGAAUGGGGGGGUUGUAAUGAACCAGACCGACCCAAAAAACUAUGGAGUAGAUUAACAAAUGGUGACAAAAUUCUUGUGAUACUGGAUGAUGUGUGGGAUCGAGGCUCACCUCUUGAUUUUGAUGCAAUAGGAAUUCCAAAACAAGACACACACAAAGGUUGUAGAGUUCUUGUAACCUCGCGUAAUCAAGAAACUUUCAACAACAUGGAUUGUGAUAAGAUAAUUGAAUUGGGUCUUUUAUCAGAAGAAGAAGCAUGGAUCAUGUUCAAAAUGUAUGCCAAGAUAAGUGAUAGCACCUCUCAAAUAUUGAUCGAUAAGGGACGUAAAAUUGCAAAGGAAUGCAAACGAUUACCUGUUGCAAUUUCAGUUAUAGCCAGUAGCUUAAAGGGCCACCAACAUCGAGAGCACAAAUGGGAUGUGACAUUGAAAUCCUUGAAGAAGCCUGUAUCCAUGCAUGGUGUUGAUGAUGAUAAGGUUGGAAUUUAUAACUUGUUGAAGAUUAGCUAUGAUAAUUUGAAGGAUGAAAAAGCCAAGGGGUUGUUUCUCUUAUGUUCGGUUUUCCGAGAAGAUGAAGAAAAUUCUAUUGAAGUUAUAACAAGACUUUGCAUAGGUGUGGGCAUUUUGGGGGAAGAUUAUGGUAGCUACGAUGAUGCUCGAAACCUAGUAGUUCUAGCCAAAGACAAGCUCGUAGAUUCUUGUUUGUUGUUGGAGGACGGUGAAAAACGUCUAAAACUGCAUGAUUUGGUCCGUGAAGCAGCUCAAUGGAUAGCGAACAAAGAGAUUCAAUGUGUAAAAUUGUUUGAUAAAAAUGAGAUGUCAUCGGUUGAAAAGCAAACAAAUAUCAAAUAUUUAUUAUGUGAAGGGAAGCGCUUGGAUAUUUUUAACUUAAAGUUUGAUGGUUCCAAACUUGAGGCAUUAAUUAUCAAGGCGGAUAAAGAUCGCGGAUGUACAGAAGUUCCAAAGUCUUUUUUUGAAAAUGUUAUCAAGCUUCGUGUUUUGAAUUUUUCUGGCAAUUAUUUUGACUCGUCUUUAUCAUUACCAGAUUCAAUUCGGUCAUUGACCAAUAUUCGAUCUAUGUCGGUUGAUAAAGUGGAUUUAGGUGACAUCUCUAUUUUGGGAAACCUACAAAGUCUGGAGACUCUUGAUUUGGAUAGAUGCAAAGUCAAUGAAUUGCCAGAUCAAAUUACAAAACUGAGGAAGUUUAAAUUGUUGAAGUUGGAAGAUUGUCAAAUAAGAAUGAAUAAUCCAUUUGAAGUUAUUGAAAGAUGCUCAUCACUUGAAGAGUUGUAUUUCGAAUAUAGUUUCAAUGAUUUUUGUCAGGAAAUAACCUUACCUGAGUUGCAAAGGUAUCAAAUCAAGAAUCAUACGAGAGACUUAGAUUUGGGUACCAGAUUUUCCAAAUAUGUUGUGUUUCGUGGUGAUGAAAAGUGUCAAUUUUCAAAAGGAACACUCAAGUACUGCAUGCAAACAGCAGAGGCUCUUUUUCUAGAACGAAUUAAGGGGGAAUGGAGAAAUCUCAUGCCUGAGAUUGUUCCUUUAGAACACGGUAUGAAUGAUCUUGUUGAACUUCAUUUGGAUGGGAUUUCACAACUACGGUGCCUCAUUGACACCAUUGGUUCUCAUGUACCGAUCUUGUCCAACUUGGUUGUACUAGAACUGAAAAACAUGAAAAAUUUGGAACAACUAUUCAAUGGUAAGGCAAACCUCUGCAAUCUAAAGAGAAUUACAAUUGAGAAUUGCCCUAUGUUAGUUUCUAUACUAUCUUUCCUCUCUGCUAAAGACCUUCCAGUACUAGAAGCUAUCAGAAUAAGAAAAUGUGAUGGAUUGAAAUAUGUGUUUGGCCAAUCUCAACAUGUUGAAUUGGUUUCACUAACUGAAUUGGAGCUCUCUAAAUUACCAAACUUCAUUGGUAUUUUUGAAGAAUGUGUGAAGGGAUCAUCUUCCACUUCCAAAGCACAAAUACAAUUGGAUCCUAUGCGUGAUAGGGAUCAACCACAUGACUGCUCAGUGGCAUCGGAAUCAAAUUCAUAUGGCCUUAACAUAUGGGAACGUCUUGGAAUACAAUCAAAUAUCCUCUGCAAUAUUAAAGAGAUUGUGCUGACUCAUUUUCCGAAGAUGAAAUCAGUAUUUAUCCUAUCUAUUGAUCUAAUAAUGCAGUUGGAAACUUUGAAAAUUAUGAACUGUGAUGAACUGAAGCACAUAAUAAUAGACACUGGAGAUCAUAACACUAGUGGCAACAUCUGUGUCAAUGUCUUCCCAAAAUUGAAAGAGCUCUCUGUUAAAUAUUGUGCUCAAUUGGAAUACAUAUUUGGACAUGACACUAGUGAUCAUCAAAACGAUAGGGGGAUUCAGCUUCAUCUUCCGGAAUUGACAGAUCUCCAUCUUGUCGGUCUACCAAGUUUGAUCGCCAUGUGUCCCAAACAAUAUCGAAUAACAUUUCCUUCUUUGAAAUGUCUUGAACUUGAGAAAUGUUCCCAGGAUACUACAAUCAUUAAGGAAUUGAGUGGGAACGUUGAUCAUUUUCUCACUUUGGAAAUCCUUGAGUUAUGCAAUUCCAAUGUAGAACAUAUAUUUUCCCUGAAUGAAAUUGAUGAACAGCAACUGGACUUAGCUUUGCGAUCCAUUUGGUUGUUUGAUCUGCCUAUGAUGACUUGUCUUUUUGUGGGUCCCAAAUAUUCAUUUUCCCUCAAAAACCUUACAGGCAUAACAAUCAUGCGAUGUGACAAAUUGAAAAUUGCAUUCUCCACUUCCAUUUUAAGAUUUCUACCACAGUUGCGUUUUUUAUUAAUAAAAGAAUGCAAAGAGUUGGAACAUAUUAUUGAAGAUGAUUUGGAGAAUAAAAACAAUUCAACUACAUGCUUCCCAGAGCUAGAAACACUUUGUAUUAUAAAGUGCAACAAGUUGAAAUUUGUCUUUCCAUUCUCUGUAUGUAAAGAGGUUCCCGAGCUAACUUUUCUGAUGAUAACAGAAGCAAAUGAGUUAGAGAAAAUAUUCAAAAGUCAAGAUGAUCAGAAAGUUGAUAUUCCAAAUCUAAAUGUUUUAGUAUUUGAUAUGCUGCCAAGCCUCUGUUGUGCUCAGGGAAAUCAAUUCCAGACUGUAAAAAAUCGCUUCGUGCGGGAUUGUCAACAAAUCAAACUGACUUCAGCAUCAACAACCAACACCUUCAUAGAAAUUGAAAAGAUAGGUUGCAUCAUAGGUUUUGAUUUGUAUCUGAAAGUGAAAGAUCUAUUUAAACAACCACGAAGUGCAGAAUCCACCAAAGAUUUUGAUAACGAGUCGAAGUUAGCAAGUGUUGAAAUUGUUGAAAAUGCUGGGAUUGAACAACUGCCAAGUGCAAAAAUCACUGAAGAUUUUGAGCUACCAGUUGAUCAAGGGGAUCCUUCUCAAAAAGUAGAAGAUUUAGCAAUUCUCUCAAAAAUUCAAAUGAAACAAACACCAGAGACAGAUUCAAACGUUCCAGAUUUAGCAAUACUACCAACAAAAUCAGGAUUGGAGGGAUCAACAUCAGAAAAAACAGCAGUUGCAACUGUGUCUUCCAUUUCAAGAACAAAGAAUGAGCCACCAAUGCAAGUAGUUACAUCUAAACAAAAGGGUAUUGAGAUAGAAGGAACUUCUAAGACUAAUAAUGAUCAAGUUUCUCUAAAUGGCGAUGCUUUGAUGAAAGUAAACUCAUAUGUUGAGGAACAAUUUUCUAAGGAUGAUGAAAUAAUAGUUUCCAAAUCUGAACCAUCUCCGAGGAUCACAUCUCCUGUUGCAUCUAAAGGGGAUCCUUCUCAAAAAUUAGAAGAUUUACUACCAACAAAUUCAAAAAUACAAAUGAAACAAACACCAAAGGUAGAGCAUGAGUUUGUUAAAAAUGUUAUGGAUUUAGCAAUACUACCAACAAAUUCUGAAGAGUUUCUGAAUGAACAAUCACUCGGAGAAACUGAUACUAUCAUCAAACCUUCUCAAGUAAAUAAUUUGGAUGGAUCAACAUCAGAAAAAACAGCAGUUGCAACUAUGUCCACCAUUUCAGGAACAAAGAAUGAGCCACCUAUACAAGUGGUUGCUUCUAAGGAUGAUAAAAUAAUAGUUUCCAAAUGUAAACCCUCCUCUCCUAGCAUCACAUCUGCUAUUGCAUCUCAGUUCCCUUCAAUGCCUUCUAAAGGUGACCCUUUUCUUGUCAAGAGGGAGCUUGAGGAAUUGGUCUCCAAGAAUCAUUUGGAUUACGAGAACUUGUCUUUGUUAACUGAUUUUCUUGUUUUGAAUCCUUCUGUUCGUUUAAAGGACACUUCACUUCGUUAUAGAUACAAGGGUUGCGCUUACAACUUACUAGCCGAGCUAUUGAAGUUCCUUGAAACCCAUAGUUUGCUGGAAGUAUCGGGCUCAUGCCACUCUGAAUUUGUGGAGCUAUUACAAGAUGCGCGCAACUUUGCUUUUGAUAAGGAAUGGUUGGCUGGUGUCGAGAGGCGUGCUUUAUUUCCUGAAAUACAAGUAUCUCCAGAUGCUUUGGAAAAAUUAUUGGAUUUCAAGAAACGGGUUACCAAGGAUGUUGAAGACUUGCGUUUGAAGAUAGAUAUUUUAAGUCAAGUUGCGGAAGAUCUUAAGCAUCAAUUGACAUCCUCUGAAGCUGUUUUGGAGAGUAUCAUUCAACAAGAGGCAGUUUUAAGUGCCCCUAUUGGUUAUUAGACUAUAUUUUCAUUGCUAAUUUGCUAUGCUUUUUAUUGUGUGUGUUAUUUAUUGUCCUUCAAUAUUGUUUAUUCCUUGAGUGUAAGGUUUCGUCAUUUCUCAUAUGAAAUGAACUUAUAUGAACCGUCUUAUUAAGUUUGUGUUGGGUGGAUUCACUCCUCAAGUGGAAUCCACAUAAAUUAUAUUAAAUGAAAAGACAAAAAAAAGUGAAAGAGAAAGAGAAAAAAAGAGGGAAAAAAAAAGGAGAAAAAGAGAAAGAAAAAAAGAAAAGAAAAAAGGUGUAUUUGUGUUUUAAUAGGCCAUUUGUGUUGUUAAUUGGUUUCUACUUUUCUUGAGUAUUGUUGUUCCUAGUGUUUACCAUGAAGACUAUUGUGUACUCAUUAUUAUUCAUAGUGGAAGAUUUAUCUGGCUUUGGUCCCGUGGUUUUUUAUUCUCUCACAUUGAGAGGAUUUUCCACGUAAAA